This is a messenger RNA of Cajanus cajan (pigeon pea), 1525 nucleotides long. RefSeq names its product WAT1-related protein At1g68170. NCBI's taxonomy places the organism in Eukaryota, Viridiplantae, Streptophyta, Magnoliopsida, Fabales, Fabaceae. Gene Ontology annotation, molecular function: transmembrane transporter activity. Gene Ontology annotation, cellular component: membrane. The record is from RefSeq and is a predicted model, not a curated record.
CUUCAUCUUCUCAAAGUCUUUCAUCGCUCUCUAUAAUUUCCUACUAUCCGCAAUCCCAUUAUUCACGUUGCUUGAAGCAAUCACAAUGGUUGAAAUGAAGGGCAUGUGGAAUGUGUUGCAUGGGUUGAAACCAGUAUUGCUGAUGGUGCUAGUUCAAAUUGCAUACGCUGCUGUCAAUGUGCUUUACAAGCUCGCCAUAAACGAUGGAAUGAGUGUAAAAGUAGCAACAGCAUAUCGCCUCGCUUUUGGAUCUGCUUUCACUGUUCCUCUUGCUCUCAUUUCUGAAAGGAAGAAAAGGCCAAAGAUGACUUGGAGGGUGCUUUUCAUGGCGUUUCUUUGUGGCUUAUUUGGGGGAAGUUUGUUUCAAAACCUUUUCUAUGAAUCUUUGGCUUUAACAUCAGCAACUUUUGCGUCUGCUCUCUACAACCUCAUUCCAGCCAUCACCUUUGUCUUGGCCAUCUCCUGCGGUUUGGAAAGGUUAAAUUUGAGGGCAGCGGCAGGAAGGGCCAAGGUGUUGGGAACCAUAAUUGGAAUUGGUGGGGCAAUGAUGUUGACCUUUUUCAAAGGAGCAGAAAUUAAUAUAUGGCCCUUCCACAUCAACCUUUUGCAUCCACGUCAGCACCAAAAUAGCCACGUGGCACCUGACAAUAAUUUGCUGGGGGCUCUUUGUGCCGUGGCAAGCUGCUUCUCUUUUGCUUUGUGGCUCACCAUUCAGGCUAAGAUGAGCAAAGAAUACCCAUGUCACUACUCAAGCACAGCUAUGAUGUCUACAUCGGGAGCAAUACAAGCCACUGCUUUUGGUUUCUGUUUUGAGAGGGAUUUGAGCCAAUGGAAGUUGGGUUGGAAUAUUAGGCUACUAGCUGUUGCUUAUUCGGGAAUCUUUGCUUCGGGAAUAGUGGUUAUUAUCACUGCUUGGUGCAUACAGAUGAGAGGGCCUCUGUUUGCGUCUAUUUUCAACCCUCUAAUGCUUGUGCUUGUGGCUAUUGCUGGUUCUUUGAUGUUGAAUGAGAACUUAUAUGUAGGAAGUGUGGUUGGAGCAGUGCUGAUUGUGUGUGGCUUGUACAUGGUUCUAUGGGGCAAAAGCAAAGAGAUGAAAAAUGUUACUCAGUUAGUGCCAUCGGAAACAAUACGAGGAGGUGAAGCCAUAGAAGUUGUUGUGAUGUCCACAGCUGUAGAUUAUGAUAAGUGUGACCACCACAACAACCAAAGUGAAAGCACUACUAGAACGAAUGCUACCAAAGAUUUUGACGAUUUGUCAAAAGAACAGGAAGAAGAUGAUAUUCAUGUAUAGGGGGAGAGGACGAAGAUGAUGUGGUACAUUGCAUGUCUUUGAUAUUUUUUUAUUCCACUGGCACUAGAGUUAACUCAUAAUGUAUGUAAUUGUACCAUACAAGUUUAACAACCACAUUUGAAAACACCUUCGUGAAUUUCCACUGUCAAUCAGCCCAACUUCUGGCUGAUGCUAUGGGCCUUGUGUACCAAAAUAAAUUGAUAUGGGCCUUCUCUCCUUUGGGCUUGUAGCCUC